AUGAGGAGAAAAAUGGAAAUUCUAAAUCAACUCAAGACCGAUCAGAACGGUUUAAUUCCUGCCAUUAUACAGGAUGACGAAAACAAAGAGGUCCUCAUGGUUGGCUAUAUGAACCGCGAGGCAGUGCGGAAGACAUUAGAAUCAGGGCGUGUCUGCUUCUGGAGCCGCUCCCGCCAGGAAUACUGGAUCAAGGGGGAGACUUCAGGGCACACGCAAACCGUGCGAACGGUCACCUUUGAUUGCGAUGGUGAUGCGCUGUUAAUCAAAGUCGAACAGAAAGGCGGAGCGUGUCACACCGGCUAUCGCUCCUGUUUCUUUCGGGAAGUCUCCCCCGAUGGCAAUUCCACGCACAUUGUUGGUGAUAAGGUUUUCGAUCCAGAUGCAGUAUACUGA
Molecule: messenger RNA, 393 nt
Organism: Geodia barretti
Lineage: Eukaryota; Metazoa; Porifera; Demospongiae; Tetractinellida; Geodiidae
Source: the annotation of a GenBank genome assembly